Caenorhabditis sp. 36 PRJEB53466 is the source of this 6654-nucleotide messenger RNA. The record is from the annotation of a GenBank genome assembly. Lineage: Eukaryota; Metazoa; Nematoda; Chromadorea; Rhabditida; Rhabditidae.
AUGAGGUUGCUGCUCAUCUCAGCAACCCUUCUUCUGUGCUCCGUCCCAACGUGGGCCUUCUCUCUGUCUUCGUUUUUCGGCAGCAAUGCUCCGCAGGUAAGGAUCCCGCUGAGCGUGGCCAACGCUCAUUUCUGCCGUCUUCCAGAAGCCAUACCUCCAUCCUCUCUCCCCGCCGGAGCGUGAUCCGGCGAGCUCAAGGAUGAAGAGACAGGCAUAUCAGGUGUACGUUGACGGAGACGUUUCGGUUACUGUGGACAAGUCUGGACAAAAGGAAACUGGCAACUGGGGACCGUGGGUUCCAGAGAACCAGUGCUCCCGCGACUGUGGAGGAGGUGUCAAGCUCGAGAAGAGACAAUGCAGGUUAGUGAUUACGGUAGAUUCAGUAGAAGGUCGUUCCUCAAUUAUUCUUCUUCUUGUCUCGUCAUUGACACGUCUCCUCAAAUCAUAAUUUGAUAAUUGAAUUAGACAUUUGAAUUCAAUCAAAUCUCCUUCAAAUUCUGCUUGUCUGUUAUCAUCAGUUUAUUUGCAGCGGACAGUGCACUGGUGCUUCCGUCCGUUACAUCUCUUGUAACCUGGAGCCAUGCACCUCUGGCGGCGACUUCCGUGCCGAGCAGUGCUCAAAGUUCAACGAUGAGGCUCUCGACGGAAACUACCACAAGUGGGCGCCGUACAAGGGAAAAAACAAGUUAGUUUCGGAAACUUCUCUACUCUCCACGUCCCUGGCUGUUUAGGUGCGAGCUGGUGUGCAAGCCGGAGUCUGGAAACUUCUACUACAAGUGGGCUGACAAGGUGGUCGACGGAACCAAGUGCGACUCCAAGAGCAACGAUAUCUGCGUCGACGGAGAAUGUCUGCCAGUCGGAUGCGACGGAAAGCUCGGCUCUUCCCUCAAGUUCGACAAGUGCGGAAAGUGCGACGGUGACGGAUCCACUUGCAAGACCAUCGAAGGACGUUUCGACGAGCGCAAUCUGUCCCCAGGAUAUCAUGAUAUCAUCAAGCUUCCGGAGGGAGCCACCAAUAUCAAGAUCCAGGAAGCCAGAAAAAGCACCAACAACUUGGCUCUCAAGAACGCUUCCGAUCACUUCUACCUCAACGGAAACGGAUUGAUCCAGGUCGAGAAGGAGGUCGAAGUCGGAGGAACCAUCUUCGUUUACGACGACGCCGAGCCAGAGACUUUGACCGCACAGGGACCGCUCAGCGAGGAACUGACUGUCUCUCUCCUGUUCAGAAAGGGCUCUCGCGACACUGCCAUCAAGUACGAGUUCUCGAUUCCGUUGGACGAGGAAGUCGACUACAUGUACAAGUUCGAUUCGUGGACUCCGUGCUCCGUGUCCUGCGGAAAGGGAGUGCAGACCCGUAACCUCUAUUGCAUUGACGGAAAGUCGAAGGGACGAGUCGAGGACGGACUCUGCGAGGAGAACAACGCCACAAAGCCAGAGUUCGAGAAGAGCUGCGAGACUGUGGACUGUGCCGCCGAGUGGUUCACCGGAGACUGGGAGUCCUGCUCGUCCACCUGCGGAGAUCAGGGACAACAGUACCGUGUCGUCUACUGCCACCAGGUAUACGCCAACGGACGUCGCGUCACUGUCGACGACGGAAACUGCACCGUCGAGAGGCCGCCAGUUAAGCAGACUUGCAAUCGGUGAGUAGGCAAGAGAUUGCCAUAAACAAAACUCUUUUGUGUGAUUUGUUUAUUCCCCGGGAUCGCUGGUCUCUGUGCGAUACCAAUGCCAGAUGGCAGUAGAGCAGAAUGCGCCCGUAUAAACAAAUCGUUUGCAGAUUCGCCUGCCCGGAGUGGCAAGCUGGUCCGUGGUCGGCCUGCUCCGAGAAGUGUGGAGACGCCUUCCAGUACCGAUCGGUCACUUGCCGCAGCGAAAAAGAAGGAGAAGAGGGAAAACUUCUGGCCGCCGAUGCGUGCCCGGCUGACGAGAAGGCCAAGUAUGAAACUGAGAGAACUUGCAAUCUGGGACCGUGCGAGGGACUCACUUUCUUGACUGGAGACUGGAAAUUGGUAGGGAACUGAAAGAGAGCAUACAGGGAAACCGUUGAAUGAUUUCAGUGUACUCGUUGCAAUGAAACCGAGGAGACUCGUGAGGUCACUUGCAAAGACACCCAGGGAAGAGCCUACCCGCUCGAGAAGUGCCUCGCCGACAACUCGACCGAACUUCCAACUGACACCAGAUCUUGCGCCACCCAGCCACCAUGCAACUACGAAUGGACCGUCAGCGAAUGGAGCAAGUGCUCCACGGAGUGUGGACACGGACACAAGACCCGUCGUGUCAUCUGCGCCAUCCACCAGAACGGAGGACUUGAAGUCGUUGACGAGGGACACUGCCAGGCUGAGAAGCCGGAAGGAAAGACCAACUGCACGAACGAGGAGAAGUGCACCGGAACGUGGUACGCUUCUUCGUGGACCGAAUGCACUGCCGAGUGCGGAGGAGGAUCACAGGACCGUGUGGCCGUCUGCUUGAACUACGACAAGAAGCCGGUGCCAGAGUGGUGCGAUGAAUCCGUGAAGCCAGUUGAGAAACAGGACUGCAACAUCGACGCCUGCCCAACCUGCAUCGACUCCGAGUUCGGAUGCUGCCCAGACAACACCACCUUCGCCACCGGAGAGUUUAACUUCGGAUGCUCAAAUUGCUCGGAGACCGAGUUCGGAUGCUGCGCUGACAAUGUGACCAUAGCCACCGGAGCCAAUUCGAAGGGAUGCGAGGAGUUCGUCGAGUCCCCACUCAACCUUGAAGCUGACGUCGCCGCCGCCGAAGAAUCUUCUGGAGACGCCCCGAACGCCGACAUUCCAGAAGCCGGACUUUGCAGUGUCACUAACGAGAACGGAGAGGCCGCCGACGUCGAGUGCGCCACCAUUGCUCCAAUCGCCACCCUCCUCGAGGGAGAACUCCUCGGAAACGAGACUGAUGUCUCCAACGCCACCAUCCACUGCUCGAAGACCGAAUUCGGAUGCUGCCCAGAUUGGUUCACUGCCGCUUCUGGAAAGGGUAACGAUGGAUGCCCGUCCUUCACUCUCGGAGGCUGUAACGAGACUCAAUUCGGAUGUUGCCACGACGACGUCACUCUUGCCCGUGGAGCCAAUCUCGAAGGAUGCGGAGAGCCGUCUUGCGCGGCCUCCCUCUACGGAUGCUGCAAAGAUCGCAAGACCAUUGCCUUCGGACCCCAUUAUUCUGGAUGCGAGAGAUCUUCGUUCCCAUGCGAACUCAGCGACUUCGGAUGCUGCCCAGACGGUGAGACUGCUGCCCUCGGAAAGAACGGAACCGGUUGCGGAGAGAACUGCUUAACCACCAAGUUCGGAUGCUGCCCAGACGGAAAGACUACCGCCAAGGGAUCUCAUAACGAGGGAUGCGGAUGCGAAUUCGCUCAGUACGGAUGCUGCCCUGACGGAAAGUCAGUUGCCAAGGGAGCCGGAUUCUACGGAUGCCCAGAGAGCUGCGCCCAGAGCCAGUUCGGAUGCUGCCCAGAUGGAAAGACUCGUGCUCGCGGAGAGAACAAGGAGGGAUGCCCGUGCCAGUACACCAGAUACGGAUGCUGCCCAGACGGAGAGACGACUGCUCUCGGACCACGCAACGAUGGAUGCGAUAACUGCCGUUAUGCCAAGCACGGGUGCUGCCCAGAUGGAGAGACGAAGGCCCUCGGACCAGAUGGAGCCGGAUGCCCACCGACCACCACUCCACCAUUCCUCAUGGGAGGAACCGUCGCCCCACACAAGAUCGCCGCUUGCAACCAGUCGAGCGACGCCGGAAACGUUUGCGGAGCCGGAUACAGACUGACCUGGUACUAUGACGCCACCGAGGGACGUUGCUCUCAGUUCUGGUACGGAGGAUGCGGCGGAAACGAGAACAAGUUCGCAACCCAGGACAUGUGCGAGACCAUCUGCGUCGAGCCGCCAGGAAAAGGAAGAUGCUACCUGCCACGUGUCGAUGGACCACUUCGUUGCGACUCUCUCCAGGCCAGAUACUACUACGAUCACUCUCAGAAGCACUGCGUCGCCUUCUGGUGGAGAGGAUGCCUCGGAAACGCCAACAAUUUCAACUCUUUCGAGGAAUGCUCCCUCUUCUGUAAGGACGUCGGACCGUACACUGAGCCGACCACUGCCGCCCCACCACCGCCGCCAAGAAACAUCCAGCAGUAUGCUCCGACUCCGGAAUCUCAGCAGAUCGACAUUGUCUCUGCCGAACAGCCACAGCAACAACCACAGCAACAACCACAGCAACAGCCACAGCAACAGCCACAGCAACAGCCAGCCGCCGCUUCUCCACCACAGCAGCCACGUCAGUCGAUGGAGGACAUUUGCCGUUCCCGUCAGGACGCCGGACCAUGCGAGACCUACUCGGAGCAGUUCUUCUACAACGCCUUCAGCCAAAAGUGCGAGUCCUUCACUUACGGAGGAUGCGGAGGAAACCUCAACCGCUUCCGCUCAAAGGAGGAGUGCGAGCAGCGCUGCUUCUUCGUCCACGGAGGAUCUCCAUCCCGCGGGGCCGAGUCGGCUCAGCCAGCUCUCCCAGCCCAGAACAUCGUCUCCCCACCACAACCCGGAGCUUCCCAAGUCGUCAUUCCAUGUAAGUCAACUUUUCAGUUACAGGUCUUGGGAUCGUAAUAAGUUCUCAGUUUAUGUGCACGUUAUUCUUUUGCAUCCCCGUCUGUUUCAGCGAACAACAAGCAGCGCGAGGCAUGUCAUUUGAACGUCGACCAGGGACGCUGCAAGGGAUCCUUCGACUCGUGGUACUACGAGGUCGCCACCGGAUCGUGCGUCACCUUCAAGUACACUGGAUGCGGAGGAAAUGCCAACAGAUUCGCCAGCAAGGAUCAGUGCGAAUCGCUCUGUGUCAACCCGGCUUCUGAUGCCUCCAGUGCUAUCGGUAGGACAUAGUUAUGAGUUGGAAAUGUUCGGAAAUGCUAGGAGAGAUUAUCAGUUCUAUUUUUUGGAUUGUAUUAUUAGAGUUGUUGCAGUUGCAUAGUUACUUCACCAGUCACCCCUAAUAAUUCAGACGGACCAUCUGGAUCGAACUCGGUCUGCGAUGAGGCCAAGGACACCGGACCGUGCACGAACUUCGCCACCAAAUGGUACUACAACCAGACGGACGGCACUUGCAACCGCUUCCACUAUGGAGGAUGCCAGGGAACCAACAACCGAUUCGAGAACGAGCAGCAGUGCAAGGCCGCGUGCUCCAACCACAAGGACGCGUGCUCGCUGCCGAAGGUGACGGGACCAUGCUCCGGAAAGCACUCCUACUACUACUUCAACUCUGCCAACCAGCAGUGCGAGACCUUCGUCUACGGUAACCGUUUCGCUCCGUCCUUUCACUUUUAAUUGUGCUCUUUUCAGGAGGAUGCCUCGGAAACACGAACAGAUUCGCGACGAUCGAAGAAUGCCAGUCGCGUUGCCCACGUAAGUAGACCAUCCGCCCGCUUACCCGCAUCUACUUCCCCGCAUCUUUUAUUGUUUCCGAUUCUUUCCCCAUAUUCUCCUCUCCUCACUUCAGCCCUUUUGUGAAAUGAAUUGGGCGUGGCUUCCGAGCCGUUGACUGCCUUUAGUAUUUAUAAAAUUUUCCAAUUCUUCCCCUCCCCCAAUGUCCUUUUCUUUUUCCUUUUGCUCUACAAUUGUUUUCCGCUUUCCGAUUUUCCAUUUUUGAUAAUAAAUAAAGUUGAUAAUAAACUCGAUAGAUCCUAUGGAAUGCCCAAUGCAUGUGAAUGUUCCUUUGCAUGAAUGAAUCGCACGGAAUGAUGUUCUGAUAACUGUGAGUGGAGUGAUUAUAGAAGAACCCACCACGACUACAACCGAACUGCCGAAGCUGGCCCUUCUGGAAGAUGCUCUUGAACCGAAAGCCGCCUUCAAUCUCAGGUGAGACAAAGAACUUGCGUGUGAGAGAUCAAAUUUCGUGACGUGGACUAUAAAGAGCAGAAGGGGCUUCCUUCAAUAGUGUGUGAUUGUGAAGAGAUAUUAAGCCCCCGAAAGCAAUUGCAUGAUCCUAAUAAACCAUUCUCACAGGCAAUCGUUCGAACACAGCGUGCGCCGCGACGCUCCGUUCCCUCGGUCUGUCUCUGCCCGUCAUCACCGUGCUCCGACCGAACAAGAACGCGUUGACUGCUACGCCGUUCCGGAUCCAGGCACUUGCGCGUAAGAGCCCAUCUGAAAGAGCAUCCGAAGCAUGGGAGUGUAUUUCAGUGACUACCGUCUUGUCUGGCACUAUUCGGCUCAAUCGAACACUUGCCGUCAGUUCUACUACGGAGGAUGUGCUGGAAACACGAAUCGUUUCGAGGUCAGAGAGAAGUGCGAAACUUCGUGCGUCGCCAAGAUUGAAGAGAAGGUGGAGAGUGUGUCAGAAGCUUCCAAAUCUUUGGAAGAGGUCAGACUGACGGAUCCUCGAAUGGACUCUCAUGAUGGCUAUCAUGAUCCUGAAGUGGAAACACUCGAGGAGGAGAACGCUUACAUCGUGGUAGACACCCAGGCUCUGCCAGAACUGUGUAUGCUCGCGGAACAAAGAGGAACUUGCUAUGGCAACAUUCUCAGAUGGAGGUAGGAUCGGAACAUUUUAUUUAUGAAAGACUAACAAGUUCAGGUACAAUUCGGAGAAGUCGGAAUGCGUCUCAUUCAUGUAUUCUGGCUGCAACGCCAACGCGAACCACUUCACCAGCCAGGUUAG